Messenger RNA from Penaeus monodon (black tiger shrimp), 1844 nucleotides. RefSeq names its product flocculation protein FLO11-like. The record is from RefSeq and is a predicted model, not a curated record. Lineage: Eukaryota; Metazoa; Arthropoda; Malacostraca; Decapoda; Penaeidae.
CGAUCACGUUAAGAAGUUGUGUAUGUUCGCGCUUCGGAUUUAUUGUGACGAACCCUUGCUCUUCUAAAAUUCUCCAGCAAUUUUAGUUAGGAAAAGAACUUGCUUAUGUUCAUUAAAGGAAACCAUAAUUAGUGUACGCGAGAAAAAUAUCGACAGAAAUAAUCGAAACUCCAGGAAAGGAGGCCAAACGUUCAUCCUUCCCCCAAAGGAUGAUUCGCCCCCCGCGCCUGAGGUGAAUCUUGCGCCCGAGACGCGCGUGAAGGACCCGCUAUGUGCCGGGGAGAGCGAGCGCCAGCCCAGGAUCGCCCUUAAGGAACCACCAGGAUGCGGUGGCGUAAGACGCAAGGAUUCGACCUGGCCGACGACGGGCGUGACCCCGUUGGCGUCGUGAGCGUCCACGGCGAUGAGCUCCCCCUGGUAUCGUCGCCACACCCCCGCCUGGCGUCUCCAACGCAAGCCUCCUCCUCCUCGCCAGCCUCACCGGGCUCCCUCCCCUCCACCCCGCUGACGGCCGUGUCCACGACCACGAUGGAUGAAGUCCCCAGCCCGCAGGCCUCCGGCUUUUCUCCCCGGAGGGACCCCAGCAGGACGUCGAUGCCACCCGUGAGUCCGUCAGCGUCUGCGUCCGACAUGAUGCUGCCUCUGAACGGGCAGUCACGGCCCGUGUCCGCGGCCGCCAAGGAGUACACCGCCAGCUCGCAUUCCACCACGAUCCAGGUCGUGUCUAGUCCACAGUCCCGCGUCGCCAGCCCCCGUCACUCGCUCGCCAGCCAGCAGUCUCUGGCGAACAGCUCCCAGCACUCGCUCGCCAGUUUCCAGUCAAGAACCACUAGUCCUCAGCGCACGCCAGUCAGCCCCUCGACGAACGCCAGUCCCCAGCGGACUUCCCUCGGCUCGCACUCCCUUUCCCUCAGCCCCGAGCGGGGGCCGUCCAGUCAGCCGAUCAGCCCCCAGCGCGUGAUCGUUAGCCCCCAGCUGCCGCCAGUCAGUCCUGCAGGCGUAAAUGUGGUCCAGGGGUCACGGCCGACCUCCGUCGUGAGUGUGUCGGGGGCGCCGCUUCCCCUGCGGAACUCGGUGCACUCUGUGCCUGGCACGCCCUCACCCACAGAGCAAGAGGGCAAGGGCGUCGUGGUCGUGGUCGGAGGCCCGAGCCAGAGCGACCUGAACCACCGGGACGCGAGUCAGCACAACCUGAGCCAACCGAGCCUGAGUCAGCAUGGCCUACAGACCAGCUUACUGGACGAAGUCGUCCACUUCAGGUCGUCGAUCUAUCCUCCACGGGGCCCAGGCACGGGGUCCCCGUGAGUGACUUCACUUCCCCCCUCCCCCCUCGAGCCGUGGAGCGGGACGAAGUGGCAGCGCCGUCGCCGUCGCAGCAGAAGCGGAAGACGAGCACGACACCGCGGAAGUCCGCCUCCAAGGGUAGCGGCGACACCAAGCGCACCACGCACGAGAAGAGCAAGUCCGUGACAAUCGUCGUGAACGACCAGCACGUCACGUACUCCAACACGGCCAGCACGUACACGACCACGGCUGCAGGCGGGCACCGCCACAACGGCAGCCUGACGAACGGCGACCUUGGGGGCCUCCACGCGCCCAACGGCGAAGUGGUGGCGGUGAACGGGCACGCGCUGACCAAGGGCGACCUCGGCGGCGACUCCACCAGGCCGUCCUCCGCCGCCUCAACGGCGGGGGGCACCAAGGUCGAUCCGGACAUUCAGGUGCGCCCCCUCGUGGGCUGGUGGGGCGAAGGGGGCAGCGCCGGCUCCGUCCUGGAAGACACAGCCUCCUCCGACGACUGCCACCGCUCCACGCUCACGCUCGUCCACUCACCGGCGCGCACU